GGCAGCCAAUGGCACGGAGCGAGGUGCUGCCUGCGGCGGCCGGGCGGGGAGCAGAGGAGGAGGCAGCAGGCGCUGCUCGUCGCUCGCUCCCCGGCUCCGGGCGCUCCUGAGCCGCGCCCUCGGUCCCCUGCCCCGCCGGUACCUGCAGCAUGGACUCGGACUCCGGGGAGCUCAGCGAAGGCGAGCUGGUCUCACCUGCAGGUCCUGAUUGUUUCAGUUCCAAGAAUCUUGCACUGCAAGCCCAGAAAAAGAUCCUGAGUAAAAUGGCAACCAAAACCAUGGCUAACAUGCUCAUCGACGACACAAGCAGUGAAAUCUUUGAUGAGCUGUACAAGGUGACGAAGGAACACACCAGAAACAAAAAGGAAGCCCAUAAAAUUAUGAAAGACCUGAUUAAAGUGGCAAUAAAAAUUGGGAUCCUCUAUCGAAACAAUCAGUUCAACCAUGAAGAGAUGGAAAUUGUAGACAAGUUCAGGAAGAAGCUGAACCAAACUGCCAUGACAAUUGUCAGUUUCUACGAGGUAGAAUACACUUUUGACAGAAAUGUUCUUGCAGAACUUCUGAACGAGUGUAAAGACCUUGUGCAUGAACUAGUGGAUCGGCACCUGACACCGAAAUCCCACGGGCGCAUCAACCACGUCUUCAAUCACUUUGCGGAUGUGGAAUUUCUAACUGCCCUGUACAGUCUUGAUGGGGAUUGUCGGCCAUACCUCAAAAAGAUCUGUGAUGGCAUCAACAAACUACUUGAUGAGAAGAUCCUUUGAAACUGCUCAGAAGCAAGAAACCAGCCAAAAACUUCUGUCUAGAACUGGCCACCCUUCAUGAGCCACGGCGAGCACGCGAGCCUCCUUCCCGCCCUUCUUACUGCAGCCCCCAGCAGGAGCCAGAAAGUUCUCACUUGGCUCAUGAUGAAGUGGCAAACCUAAACCAGAAAGCUACCAAUUUUAAUGUUUUGUUCACAGACAAUUGAGUCUUUUCCAAGGCGUGGCAUGAAAAAAGCUGCUGAUAUAUAUUGUUCAGAAAUAGAUUGCUGUACAUCGUGAUCGUACUAGCUUUGUGGUCAAAGCUGAACGCGUGAAAAGAAAGUAAGCUCAAACGCAUGGCUAUGUUAAAACAGACAGGGGAUAGCAAAAGAGCAAUGCAUGGAAUUUACCCAGGCUGCCCUUGGUGUAUGUUUUUAUUACUCCAACACAAAGUGAAAAGGCUUAGACAGAAGGUAAGGCUGGGAUGCAUUAAGCUCUCUCCUUUCAAAAUGAUCAGGAAUCAGCGUGAGAACACAUCUGAUUUUACAUGGUAUUUAAGUCUACUAUGGGGUAAUAAAUAAUGCAAAUGAGUAAAUCAGGAAAAAAAAAAUUAAAGAGCUGCUCUAUAAAACUAUUUUUGUUAGAAACUUGUGGCUUAUACUCACUAAUAAGAAAGUUUCAUUUUAAUUUUGAAGAGCAGCUCAGUGGGUGAAGCUCAAAGGCAAUCGAAAAACUAGCUGAAGUAGUACAACAUUAGUUCUCCCAGGCUGAGGUGUUGUAUAUUUGAUAACAUCAGAUGAGUUGAGGCUGGAGGUUUUGCUGCAAUUUGCGCUCAUACCGUUCUGUUACAGCAAAAUAUUCUUUGUGAGAAUUUUGCACUUUUGAAGAGGAACACUAUUAAGUAACCACUUGCUCUACAAAGCAACACUAACAUCUCAUAUCCUCAGCAGAUAACAUUCAGCCUAGGUAAAGCUCUCAUUUUAAUGCAUCCAUGGUGUUAAUUUGUGCCAAUAGUGACAAAAAAACCCCACCCAUCUGCUAUGCUCGCAGUGCUAUCUGAGUGUAGUAUAUCCACAGCCCUCUGAAGAGAACACUACUGACUCUGGUGAGCUUCACAAACAACCCAUUGGUUCAGAGAGUUCUGGUUUUUUGUUUUUAAGCAAAACACACUGGUGUCCUGAAACCUAAAAUAUUUUGCGAAGAAAUACUGGUUUCUGUCAAGUUUUGCUAGGAUUAAGGAAGAGAAGCAGAGCAGAUACUCCAGCUUGCUGCUUGCAGAAUCUCACAGCUGAGUUGAUGCUGCUGGCUGACCCUACAUAAAGGAAGCAUGUGCAGAAAUCUCUCUUCUCCUUGCCCCUGCCUUUUCUCUCUCACGCUCACCUCAAUCUACCGAGGCUUCAAUGUCACAUGGCUUCUCCUUUCUCAUGACACAGAUAGCAGACAAUCCCACACAUGUGAAAGCCAUUCCUCUCUAAGGAGAACUUCCAAGUAUUGUCACCUAUUACUUCAGGACAACAAAAAAUUAUGUUUUCCCAUUUAAACUCUUAAAUACAACAGAGGUAAACUCUACUCUUAUUCUUCUGCCUUUCCUCAUCCUGAGAAUAACUACUGUACUUCCCUUUGUACAGUUGAGAACACACAAACCCAGACCAUGUACGCACUGCAGCUGUGCUGGAAGAACCUGUUCCCAGAAGAAUGCAUUCUGAAGCAAGAGAAAAUGGCAGCACAAAACAUUACUAGAGCAGUUUGAUAAUGAUGUAAUUUUCUGUCGUGCUUCCUUCAACCAUAAAAAGUAUAUUUAGUAGCAAUGAAUGUAGGCUAUUCCUUCACAGCACAGCAUGGGAAUGAGAUAUGAACUUUUGGGAUUGGAAGUCUAUUAAGAUUUGCCUUGUAAGGUUGCAAGUUUUUACAUUUGCAGAGCCAUACUUACAUACACCAUUAGCUGCUUUCUUUCUCAGAGCACGUACUUGUCAACCAAUGCUUUUGAACAGUAGUUACUAUAUCCAGCACUCCUGUUCCAGCACACAGGUCAGAGCUGUGUGUUUGUUUCUCUUGUGGCAAACAUGUCAGUUUGGUUGGUUAGGUUUUUUUUUUAAGCCAGAGCAAAGGAUUAUUCAACACUGAAGAUGUCCAAAGCGAGAGGGAUAUCCUGUGUACGUGACUUCAUUUGUGUGUGUGUGACAACUAUCAGUAUUCCAGAUGCUGACAUUUUAGACAAGCCAGAUGAACAUCUGUCAUCUUAUUUAUAAAUCUGAGUAGCCUUAAGGAAAGAAAAUGUUUUUGAGUAUUUAUCAUACUUGCAUAUCCAGUAUUAUUCAUUGUUUACUUUUGUACUUGUAGCUUGGUAUGUAACAACAUUGCCAAAUACUGGCAACGUUCAGGUCAUCUUAAGUAUCUGAUGUAUUAUCGUAUUCGUGGAUUAAAAAUGUGUGAUUACUGCCCUUUUUUCUUUCAUUUGAUUUAUUUGUUCUACUACCCGAUGUAAACUGAAAUUAAACAAUAAGAGGAGGGAAUUUCUGUAA
This is a messenger RNA of Numida meleagris (helmeted guineafowl), 3265 nucleotides long. RefSeq names its product TNF alpha induced protein 8 like 3 (gene TNFAIP8L3). The coding region runs from base 150 to 764 and encodes 204 amino acids. Lineage: Eukaryota; Metazoa; Chordata; Aves; Galliformes; Numididae. The record is from RefSeq and is a predicted model, not a curated record. The transcript has 2 exons. Gene Ontology annotation, biological process: regulation of apoptotic process. Gene Ontology annotation, cellular component: cytoplasm.